Arctia plantaginis is the source of this 1011-nucleotide messenger RNA. NCBI's taxonomy places the organism in Eukaryota, Metazoa, Arthropoda, Insecta, Lepidoptera, Erebidae. The record is from the annotation of a GenBank genome assembly.
AUGUCACGUGAUGAUAAGGCCGCGCAAAGGCGGUUAGAAACGCCGGAAAGACAGGCGGUAUCCUGUCGCAGUGCUGGAAGACGCAGUCGCAGUCGCGCUCGUUCGGAAAGUCAUAGUUACCGCAGUAGGAGCCGUCUGAGUAGUUCCGAAAGAGGGCGAACGCAAGAUCAGGCCCUCGACGAGGAAGUGAAGAGACAGCGCCAACGAAUUCAUGAACUCGAGGGUGGGCUGCAGCGACAGCGUAAUAUGAAUGACAACAUGGGCAACGUCCGCGACAGGAGUAUGGAGCAAGAUCGUCGCCCAGAGAUGCGACGCUCGCAACGUGUGCAGCAGGACGAGCUACGUGCGUCGGCAGCCAGACGGGAUAUCAGGUCGGUUAGUCCGCUAUUUAUAUCAAAGGAUGUUGCGAAUAUUGUUAACUCCUUGAAUUCUCUAAAACCUAAACCUCAGCCGUCACCAGUUACAACUUUAUCACAUUCUAAUAGUCAUAUAAACCAGAAAAAUAUUCUUCCUGAAUUUGAUCCUUCUUCAAAGGUUCAAAGGAUUGAUGUAUGGAUAAAGAAGGUUAACGAAUGCGCCACUGUUUACGGCUGGGAUGAAAAGACAGUUAUACAUUUUGCUAUGCAAAAACUCCAAGGAUUGGCCAAACUUUGGUACGAAAGUUUAAAUUCGAUAUUGUUUAGCUGGGCCGAAUGGCAACAUAAAUUGUUGAUUGCUUUCCCCUUCGAACAAAAUUAUGGCCAAUCUUUGGAGGCCAUGCUUAGACGGAAGACUAGACUCAAUGAACCUCUGGAAAUGUAUUAUUACGAAAAACUAGCACUAUUGAACCAAUGUGACAUCGAUGGCAAGCGUGCGGUGGAUUGUAUUAUUCACGGACUAACUGACAAAACUAUAAGGUCCAGCGCUAAUGCAUUGCGCUGUUCGCGGCCAGAUCAACUUCUUAAUUUCCUCAUGAGUAAUAGGGACGUCUCGCAACAUUCAGAUAAUAAUUUCAAAAUAGGUCCCUUGUAG